This is a messenger RNA of Bathycoccus prasinos, 3231 nucleotides long. Its product is annotated as bromodomain containing 2. Gene Ontology annotation, molecular function: protein binding. Lineage: Eukaryota; Viridiplantae; Chlorophyta; Mamiellophyceae; Mamiellales; Bathycoccaceae. The coding region runs from base 1 to 3231 and encodes 1076 amino acids. The record is from RefSeq and is a predicted model, not a curated record. The transcript has a single exon.
AUGGACCGGGAUGAUUGGAUUCGACCGCCGAAGAGUGGAGAGGUAAACAACAACACGAGCGUCAUCAUCGCGAACGACGAGAGCAAAAAGACUUCGACGCGUACGAAGACCAAUCGCGGUAUUCGUCGUCGCUCGUCUUUGCGGGUUCUUGGUUCCUCGAGAACCCGAUCUGGAUGCGUUUUUAAAACGCGUGCCUCGAAAGCCACGUCACAGUCGAAUUCGUCCGUAUCGUUUUCUUCGUUUUCUUCUCAACCUUCUUUUUCCUCUUCUUCUUUAACAGCGAAACGACGACGACAAAGACCCGCGAUACGACGAUACGAUACGAUGCGAUCGAAGAAAAGUAGUAGACCACGCGAAAAAGAACAACAACAAAGACGAGAACCAGCGCUUUUCUUUUCAUCCUCGUCGUCGUCGCUUUCGUCGUUACGGACGCCGCCGGAGGAGGAGACCAUCCGCGAGGAGGACGUUUCGCUGAGUUUAGUAGAAAACAUCGAGAAAGACAACGCGUUCUUUUCGCCGUCGUUUAGCGUGGACGAGCUUACGCGUAUUUUUCACGAAGGAGGUCAUCAUCCGGACGACGAUGAUGAUAACACGUUCGAUAACCAUUUCUUCGCUGACCUGGAUUCCACUCUUUUUUCAUCACCUCGUUAUUCUUUCCCUCCAUCUUUCUCACAUUUGUGGAACGACGAUAAACAUCAUCAGAUACUGACGACGCGACAAGAUGCAGAAAAAAGAGCGGAAAAGUUACCGCCCGGGUUUGCUUUAGCCGGAUUACCUGGAUUUCCGAACGAGUUACACGUCUUUAAAGGUAUUCCCGCCCCGAUUGGUGCCGAUGUGAGCGCGGCCUCGUUAUGGGGGGGUGGAGCAGGUAGUAACAAGCGCAAAUUAGAUAGCAAAGAUAGCGUAGGAGCGAAGAAGGGUAGCGCGGCGAGCAUGAAGAAGGCGGCCAAGAUGAUAAACGCAGGGCCGAAGCGACCACCGAGCAGAGGUGGUGCUAAAACAGACACGCCGCGUAGUAAGAAGCAAAAGUUAGCGUCGCAUAAGUCGUUACCGGCUCAUGGCGGCAUGUUUGAUAUUCCCGAUAUCAUGGGUUCCGAUAUCGCCCGAUACCACUCCAUGAACGGCGGCAUGCACGAACUCCCACACGACGUGCUCGGCUUAACCGAAAUCGAGCGGCAACAGGAGUAUUUACUCACGCAACAAAAACUCCGAACACCCGCGCAGAUUCAAGAAGAGAAAGAACAGAAGAUUGCGCUGAAGAAAAAGCUCGGCGAGGUACAAGCUUUGGUGGAAAGUUUAGAGACGAGAGCCGUGGCGGUGGCGAACGAGCGCGAUAAAAAGUUUGAGAAGAUGCACGAAGACCAACAAGACUAUCAACAAAAAGACGAAAUGCGAAAGAAACACGCCGCGUUUAGAGUCAUCACCACGCAGAGGACGAAAUCUGGCGCGAAAUCGGAGUUCAAGGAAGGUUUCGAAGUGUUGCGAUAUCGCUCGUUGCUCGACGUCGUCCACCGUCAAUGCUUAGCCGCGGUGAGACAAGUCAUGUCGCACGAUUGGGGUGGACCGUUCCGCAUGCCCGUCGAUGCCGUGGCGUUGGGUUUGGCAAACUAUCACACGAUAAUUACCAAUCCGAUGGACCUCGGAACGAUUAAAAAGUUCAUCGAAGACGGCGGUAAAUACGAACUCGCGAAAGAGGUUCACGAGGACGUCGAGUUGACGUUUAACAACGCCAUGAAGUUUAACGCGGAAGGAACAGAUGUGCACGUGAUGGCAAAGACCUUGUUGGCGCUUUGGCACACGAAAUACGAAGGUAUCGUCGCGCGAGAAAAGGAAGUCGAGGAAGGUUUGUUACUGGACCGAGACGCGUGUAUCGCCAAAGCCGCCGCGGCGGCGUCGAAAUUAGAGUAUCAAACGAUUCAAAGCGAGUGCCAAACGAUCAUGCAAGCCUUGGGAUUAGCACAAAAUCAGCUAUCCGACCUCGAAUUAAAAUCGAUCGUUUUGUUCAAACCGAUGACGGCGGACGAGAAGAGCGCGUUGGGCGACAUCUUGAAGAGCUUGACCGCCGAAGACUCGGAGAAAGCGAGACAGAUUUUAUCCGACGGGCCGACGAAAGAGUACGAUCGCCAAAUUCUUGAGGCCGAGGCACAACACAGACAACGAUUGAACGCGAAUGUUGGCGCUACUUCUGAAUGGGACAACCACCCGGACGAACGGCAGAUGUACGUGCCGACGACGGCGACGGAUAUUACCAGUCGAAGGUUGCAAAGAUUCACGAGGAUGGUUGCCCGAAACAAAGUCGCGCAGAAGGAAGGUUGGUGCGGAAAUCCUCUUCCGGAGACGAAGAAAGAACGCGUGAUUGAAGCAUUCGGUGGCGAGAAGAACGCGAGCGACUUGUUGGUGGUCUCGUCUCCGUCCGCCGCGGUAAAAGAAGAUGAAGAAGAAGAAGAGCAAAAAAUAGAAGAAGAAGAAGAAAAUAAGAAGGAAGAAACUACCCCCGGGGGAAAAGGCGAAGGAGAAGGAGAAGAGAAGAAGACGACAGAGUCGGACGACGGCGCGGAAACGACGACCGUCGACGGUAACGGUGGCGCUGGUGAUGAUGUCGCGACGGAGGACAAGAAAGAACCGGUGGUUGCUCCUCUAGAGGCGGCGGCGAGUGUUCAGAUCAAGCAAGAGAAAGCGGGCAGCGGGAGCGACGGUGCGACAACUAUAGGCCAAGAUCCACUGCAUGUGUUCGCGUUGACGCUUGGUUCGGACAGUAAAGCCGUCCAAGAAGCUCAACGACGACGAGAAGAACACAAAAAGCACCUGGAAGAACACAAACAACGCCUGGAAGAAGAAAAAGCGCGCUUGCAAGAGCAACAGAAGCAGCAAGAGCAAGAACGCCAACGUCAAAUCGCGAUUCAACAACAGCUCGAACGAGAAGAAAUGCUCAAACAACGCAUGCUUGCGCAGCAAAAGAAAGCCUCUCUCACGCAGUUCGACUCCAUCAUGGACGGGUUCGAUCCGGGACUGCCUGCCGGAGGGAACAAGAAGAAAAAGAAGAAGAAACCGGCCACGCCUUCUAACCCGACGCCGGCGGCGCCAGCGCCUGUGCCAGCGGGACCCAACCUCCACGCCCUUCCACACCCACAACUCGACGACGACUUCGAGCAGAAUCUGCGAGGCAUCGACGAGCUCGGCGACGCGGACGACUUUGACUUUGACGCUCUUUUAGGAGAGAACAUAUUCUAA